CCUUGGUGAAGGGGUCCCACACUUUGCAUUAGAACUUCGCUUCCAUAUUCCAGGACAGGUCUGAGGAGAGCCUUGUAGCAUAGCACCUUGAUGUUUCUUGGGCAGGAGCUAGCCCACGUUGCGUUGCAAGAAGGCACAGGUGGAGUUCGCCUUCUCAAGGCUAAUAAGGUGAUUCCAAUUCAUUUUUUGCUGGAUAUGUACACCAAGAUACAUGUACUUGGUAGAGUUGUCCUUUUCCAGUGAUUGACCAUGGAUUGAGUAUUUCUUGUUGAUUGGGGUCUCUUGUUAUUGACUGAGAUGGUCUGAUAUUGCAACCAGUGCUGCAAUGCUGAUGUUGCUUUGUGGGGGUCAAGUCCGGAUAACAGCUUGUUGACACCAGCCCCGUCUUACAAAGAGUUGAUAUCAAUCGCAACUUAUUUGCAAUUGAUAUCAAUCGCAAGUACAGGUAUGUUCAUAAGACAUAAGAGACUGCAAAUUUGCGAUUGAUUAGAGGACUUACGAUCGAUUUGGAUCAAUUGCAGCUCUUUGUAAGACGGGGCCCAGCUGGAGAGAUGUGAAUGUCCUCCAUGGAGGGAUAAGGACUGUCACCUUUGUCUGGAAUAUAAGUUGAGCACUCAUCUUUGGUAAAUACUGAUGCAACUGUUUGUUGAGGGUGUCUGCCUUGGAGGUGCAGUCAGCUUGGAUGAUUUCUCCUGGUGACUCCAAGAGGAGCAACACCAGUUGCAUCACAUUUCUUACUGUUAAUGAAUGACCAGAACCAUUUCCGGUUUCCAUUUGGACUUGGGUGAAAUGAUGUUCCUGAUGUUGUCAUUGUAUGCUUGUUUGCAUGCAGAUCUUGAAUCUUUUUUGUUUGUUUUUGUAUUUGCCACAACAUUAGUAGCUGUAAAUGAUGUUAAAAUAGAGAUGAAGUUAACUGCAUUAAACAUUCACCAUGUUCCCGUUUCUCUUUUUACAGAUCAAGCACUUCCAUCAUCUCUUCAUGAUACCAUGUCAGCACAUGAUGGACAGUUUCCUCCUGGGAGAGGGCUAUCUCCUAAUGCCAUGGAGCUGGGACGGCAGAUCACUCUGGCUCGGCAACUCUUGCAGAAACAGAAGCAGGCUGAGUUCAGAGCCAACGCUUUUUUCAACAAACGAUCUUCUAUGAGGCCAGCAGCUCAUAUCUUACCGAUGAAGAAAGGUCCACACUAUGACGACAAGAUCGGAAAGGGCGAUUCAUACUUGAGUCUGGCAGAUGAUGAUCUAGAUGAUGACAUUUCAUUGCAAAAGUCAGGAGCACAGAGUAGCCGCAGCCUCUAUUCAGGGUUAUAUACUCCACGUAGCAAUAAAAGAAAUCCUCAAAGUCAUCAUCCCGUCUCAACAAGAAAGAGUGGUGAUGAGCUUCUUGAGAAAUGGAAAGUCCAGAGUGAGAUGAGAAGGUUGGAAGGAAAUCUUCAAGAGAAAACAAAAGAGGUAGCAGCACUCCAAACACAAGUAGACCAUACCCUCAGAGCCGCUCAAAGCAAAGACAGAAAUUUAGCCAGUAUGAAGGCUGUAUGGGAUGAGACAGCGGCCAAACAGUCUGUAGCACGGCAACAUCUACGUCAUUACAUAGAUGACCUAGCUGACAGGGCUGAGAAGGCGGAACACGAGGUGGAGGACUUAAGAACAUCACUUACUCUGUCCAGAACACCUUCACUAUCAAGAACUAGUGAAGGAUCUAAAGUGAUGAAUAGGCAUGCUCCUGUAAACACUUAUGCCCAAGACACCAAUCAUUCAACUUAUGGUGGGUCACCUGAUAUCAUUAUUCAACACCAGUAUUCACCAGAUGAUCAUAGCAGACAUCUUAGAAACACAACAGGUAGAGAUGAGCUGUAUUCAUCCCAAGGCACAGGACAUGGUGUGCAAGCCAGAAUGGUAAACCCUACCCAUUCUUUCUCAAGAUACAGUCACACUGAUGAAGCAGCCAUUCAUACCAGUCAUGCUCAAUUAGCCAGCCAUGUACCUAACUUGCCAACAACUUCUAAUAACUCGGCAAGGAAUGCUCCCUAUGAAACUCCUUCACCCACCGUGCUACAAGGGAUGUCUUCCAGUAACAUUAAUCCUCAUGAAGCCCCAUCGUCGUCUCUGUUACCAGGGACGUCAUCCUACAUACCAGCAGUAUCUUCAUACAAAGACGGGGAUCCUAUCUUCAAGGAUCAGACUAACUGGAAUGAUAUGGACUUCCUGGAGGAAGUAAUGGAAGAUGUGAUGUUGCGACGUGGUGAAGAGGGAAAGCCUUCACCUACAGCCGUUAGCAGAGGCUUCUCUCCUCUUCCCUCAUAUGGUGUGGAUUACUCCCGUAAGAGUCCAGAGUAUAGAGUUGAUGGCUCCAGGCUUGUGAAUGAAGACAGUGGAUCUGAUGUGUCGGUGACAUCUGUCUCUCAGUGGUCUGAAGAAGGACGUGCGACAAUACCACAUCGAGAAGGGACUUACCUACAUCACUUUGAGCCUAAAAAGCGAAGAGCAAUCCUCUUUCUAGUCUUUUCAUACCUACGAACCUCCACCAAAUUGAAAUGUGCCAGUGUGUGCAGAGAAUGGAGAGAUGUAAGCCAUCAACCUGAGUUGUGGCAGUAUGUCCACCUACGCAGCAGGCAGAUAUCUUCCAAGUUUCUGAAGACUAUCUCCACAUGGUGUACACAACUGAAGUGGCUAAUCUUUGAAAAGCUUUCACCAAGGAACCAAAGAGAAGAUGAAACCAAAGAUGUCUAUUUCAAGAAAAUCAGAGGGUGCUUAGAACCAGGAAUUGAAGCACUGCUACAAUCAGCUGGCAAUGGUCUUCUCACGCUCAAGAUAGUUGAUUGUCCUCACAUUUUUACUGAAAGGGUUCUAUGGUUAGCGAGUUGUCACUGCCGAAGCCUGAUGAGUGUGACGUACAUCAGCAGGACUGAUCCCGUCGGUCCGGAGGUUAUAUGGGCCUUGGGAGCAGGAUGUCGUCAUAUUCAAUCUCUUAAGAUUCCUCCAAAGAGUCCUUGUGAGAAGCCUAAGAGGUUUAACAGUGCCUGUGUUGCUAUGAUCGGUCGUUGUUGGACUCAACUCAAAGCCCUUAGUGUGGGAGGAACCCAUGUCAAAGCAGAAUCUCUUUCACUUGUUAUCAGGUCAUGUGCUAAACUACAGGUGUUAGAACUGGAUCACAUGACCAAGCUUACAGAGGAGAAGGCUGUAGAGCUGUGCCGUGAUGGUUUGCGAGGUCUUCAUACUCUCAUUCUCAAACAUACACCAAUCACUCCUUCAGCUAUAUUACAUUUCAAUGGUGCUUGCCCUCAGUUGACCAGGAUCUCUGUCCAUCUAAGUCUAUCUGAUUUCUUCCCUUCACCCGCUAGUCCUGGACAGAGGAAGGAAUUCAGUAAUGCUAUUGAGACACUCUUGGUUCUUUGCAAGAAGAGGUCUCUAGAAAACACUCUUCAGGUCAGAGCAGACUACAAAUAGACCUUCUGAUUGCUAUGCACACUGUGUAUCUGAGUGGCCUACAUCUGAAAGAUUUGUAAGCCCGCUUGAUGUACGUACAUGUAGCAGGGUUGGCCAGGAUAAUAAUAAUGAUAAUAAUAGGCAUUUCGAUAGCGCCGUCUAUCUAGACAUUCUAUUCCGAGGUGCAUUUAUUAUUACCCCGGCUGUAGCCUAGCUGCAAUUACAUAGCUCUAGCAUUUCAAGGAGUUAAAUUCCUGCCAGGUACUCAUUUACCUCACCUGGGUCGAGUGUUACAAAUGAAG
Molecule: messenger RNA, 3725 nt
Organism: Strongylocentrotus purpuratus (purple sea urchin)
Lineage: Eukaryota; Metazoa; Echinodermata; Echinoidea; Camarodonta; Strongylocentrotidae
Gene: fbxo41
Exons: 13
Coding region: 748-3444 (898 amino acids)
Molecular function (GO): protein binding
Source: RefSeq, a predicted model, not a curated record